UCGCCUCCGCAGUCGGCUACUUGAUAUCCGAUUCUUGAUAUCUCCUCUCGACCGUCGCUCAUACGCCCCGUUGGCCCGUUAACAAAAUACGAAAAAUCUACGAAAGUACGAAAAGUGCGCCAACUUUCGGCUGAACACAUUUGAAAAGUGCGGAAAGAUAGGCGUUGUCUGGCCUCUUUCGAGGCUUUUUGGACACUCUUCAAACGCUUGUUAAAAAUUUGCGUGCGAUUUCGGGAAGCCUCUCCGGCAGACUGAAGAUCCUGCUGACGCCACCCAAUGACCUUGAGUACUGCGAAAUGCAGGCCAACACAUAAAUUGUAAUUAAACAAGGGCAAAUAAAUUGAAAAAAAAGAGAAACAAAAACAGAGAAAACAAGUAGAAGUAUUCCAAAUAGCUGCAAAAGCAACAAAUAGCUAGUAAAACUUUUCUGGCCAGCGAGCCAAGGAGGAAAAAAGGAAAAACAAAAUAAAAAAGGAGCGCACAUUUUUAUUUAUUAGUUGGCUGAACUUUUAGCAAAAUGCCAGCGGGUCGAGUGGCUGGCAAAGCCGGCUACUCCAAUCACUACUAUAAUGGUCGCUCUUAUGUGGGCAUCAACGAGGAGAUCAUGUGGGUGAGCAUCGGCAUGGGCGUGACCAUAGUCCUCCUGAUCACGAUUGCCCUGUGCUACAUAGCCCGCGAGAAGUGCCAGAAGAGGCAGCGGGAGUACUACGUGACCGCAUAGUUGUUGUACGCUGCCUGCCAAACGACGGAGGAGCAGGGGAAUCCCCAUAAUCUAGUCAUUGCAAUGGAUGUGGAGCAACAGGGAGAUGAGAAAUCUGAAGGAGAUCCCGGGGAAAGACAAC
This is a messenger RNA of Drosophila eugracilis, 842 nucleotides long. RefSeq lists its product as uncharacterized. The transcript has 4 exons. The record is from RefSeq and is a predicted model, not a curated record. Bases 518 to 721 code for a protein of 67 amino acids. Lineage: Eukaryota; Metazoa; Arthropoda; Insecta; Diptera; Drosophilidae.